This is a messenger RNA of Solea solea (common sole), 5165 nucleotides long. It is a transcript of the gene pde4d, whose product is annotated as phosphodiesterase 4D, cAMP-specific. Gene Ontology annotation, cellular component: perinuclear region of cytoplasm; cytosol; nucleus. The coding region runs from base 771 to 3131 and encodes 786 amino acids. The transcript is spliced from 15 exons. Gene Ontology annotation, biological process: signal transduction. Lineage: Eukaryota; Metazoa; Chordata; Actinopteri; Pleuronectiformes; Soleidae. The record is from RefSeq and is a predicted model, not a curated record. Gene Ontology annotation, molecular function: 3',5'-cyclic-AMP phosphodiesterase activity.
GAGGAUCACUGGCUUACAAACAGGCUGCAGUCAGCAGUCAGUCUCUGUGUAGGUAGGGGGAGGCAGGAUGAAUUGCUUCCACGGGAGGGAAGAGAACUGAAGACAUGCUGGACUGAAUCACAACGGACUGGGAAUAUCUGCUGGUGAACCACUGAGGGCUCCGUUUGUGGAUUGCAUCAAACAAAGCUGGGCUGUUUUUGGGCUGGAACAAACUGAAUUAGUUCUGCUGUACUCACACUGGGUUCAGCUAAAUACUGGUCUGUGUUUAAGUUUGCCUGCAGGCUUUUGAGAACGGGGCUGAAAUAGACUCAAUUCCCUGUCUUGUCUUUUUUUUUUUUUUUUUCUUUCUUGCAUCCCGCCCUCCCUCCAUCCUUCUUCCAUCCGCUUAUCUUCUCUCAUGCACUUUCACAGCAGACAUCCAGUGUUGCAGAGGCAGCAGCCCUCGGUGCCUCUAUUAAUCUGCUGGCUGCUCAAAAGACGCUGAAGGAAAACAAAGACCAGGGAUUUUUCCUUCUUUUUUAAUAUCCUCUUGUUUGCACAGAGGAGCUUCUGGUGUGAGGAAUAAGAUUUUUUUUCUUUUUUUAUCAUCCAGAGGAAUUCUUUCUUCAUAUUACAUACAAUUUUAAGGCAAUUCCUGGACUCUCAGGGAAAGAAAGCCCACUUCUAGUUGGUGUAUUGCUUUUUUUCCCUCUCGCAUAACUUAGCUGCAUUUACUGCUCGUUCGUUUGCCUGGUGCUGGUGCUGGUGGUUGCGGUGAAGCCGGGGCAGGCAUGGCCCAGCAGGCAGGCAUGGGGGUGACCCACCAGGACACCCUGGCAGUGCCCCCCAUGCCUAAACACUCCGGCCUGAAUGAAGACCUGGUGAAGAUCCUGCGGGAGAACCUGCUGCAGCCGGAGCGGCCACGGGGACCCCGGCGCUCGCCCUCGUCCAUCUCCCCCCGCCUUUCUCCGCGCAACUCCCCGCGUCUGCUCCGCCGCAUGCUGCUCAAUAACAACAUCCACAAACAGAGGCGCUUCACUGUCGCGCACACAUGCUUCGAUGUGGACAAUGGCACAUCGUCAGGCCGCAGCCCCCUGGACCCGAUGGCCAGCCCGGGCUCAGGCCUCAUCCUGCAGGCCAAUUUCGUCCACAGUCAACGGAGAGAGUCAUUCCUCUACCGCUCUGACAGUGACUACGACCUCUCCCCCAAGUCGAUGUCCCGAAACUCCUCCAUUGCCAGUGACAUUCAUGGAGACGAUAUGAUUGUAACGCCAUUUGCACAGGUUCUCGCCAGUUUGAGAACUGUACGAAACAACUUUGGUGCAUUAACUAAUCUACAGCAAGAAAGACCGUCCAAUAAGAGAUCACCCAUGUGCAACCCACCACCCAUCACCAAGACCACCUUCACAGAGGAGGCCUACCAGAAACUGGCUACUGAGACCCUGGAGGAGCUGGACUGGUGCCUGGACCAGCUAGAGACACUGCAGACAAGACACUCCGUCAGUGAGAUGGCUUCCAACAAGUUCAAGAGGAUGUUGAACAGGGAGCUGACUCACCUAUCAGAGAUGAGCCGCUCUGGGAACCAGGUGUCCGAGUUCAUCUCCAGCACGUUCCUGGACAAGCAGCAUGAAGUGGAGAUGCCGUCCCCUCAGAUGCAGAAGGAGAAGGAGGAGAAGAAGAACAAGCCCAUGUCUCAGAUCAGCGGGGUGAAAAAGCUGCAACACUCCUCCAGCCUCACAAACUCCAAUAUCCCACGCUUUGGGGUGAAGACGGAGACAGAGGAUGAGCUUGCUAAGGAGCUGGAACAUGUGAAUAAAUGGGGCCUUAAUGUUUUUAAAAUCUCAGAGUUCUCUGGGAAUCGGCCACUAACAGUCAUGAUGUACACAAUAUUCCAGGAGAGGGACUUGUUAAAAACUUUUAAAAUUCCACUUGACACCUUUAUAACGUACCUGAUGACCUUAGAAGACCACUAUCAUGGCGAUGUGGCCUAUCACAACAACAUUCAUGCUGCUGAUGUUACCCAGUCAACACAUGUGCUGCUGUCCACCCCUGCCCUUGAGGCUGUGUUCACAGACCUGGAGAUCUUAGCUGCCAUCUUUGCCAGUGCGAUACACGACGUGGACCAUCCUGGAGUCUCCAACCAGUUCCUCAUUAGCACCAAUUCAGAGCUGGCAUUGAUGUACAAUGACUCAUCUGUGCUGGAGAACCACCAUUUAGCAGUGGGUUUCAAGCUCCUGCAAGAGGAGAACUGUGACAUCUUCCAAAACCUGACCAAAAAACAAAGACAAUCACUGCGAAAAAUGGUCAUCGACAUCGUGUUGGCGACGGACAUGUCGAAGCACAUGAAUCUACUGGCUGAUCUGAAAACUAUGGUGGAAACCAAGAAGGUGACCAGCUCUGGUGUCUUGCUGCUCGAUAACUACUCUGACAGGAUACAGGUUCUCCAGAACAUGGUGCACUGUGCGGACCUGAGCAACCCCACCAAGCCUCUCCAGCUGUACCGGCAGUGGACAGACCGCAUCAUGGAGGAGUUCUUCAGUCAGGGCGACAGAGAGAGGGAGCGAGGCAUGGAGAUCAGCCCCAUGUGUGACAAACACAACGCCUCUGUAGAAAAGAGCCAGGUUGGUUUUAUAGACUAUAUCGUGCACCCUUUGUGGGAGACAUGGGCUGACCUGGUCCAUCCUGAUGCCCAGGACAUCCUGGACACUUUGGAAGACAACAGGGAGUGGUACCAAAGCACCAUCCCCCAAAGUCCUUCUCCUGCUCUAGAUGAGCCUGAGGAUGGGACGCGACCCCCGGGUGGGGACAAGUUCCAAUUUGAGCUCACUCUGGAGGAGGACGGGGAGUCGGACACUGAGAAAGACAGUGGCAGCCAGCCGGAAGAGGAGGAGGAGGAGGAGGAGGAUGAUGAGGAGGAGGAGGAGGAAGAAGAGGAUGAGGAGGAGGACAACAGCUGUACUGACUCGAAAACACUCUGUACCCAGGACUCUGAAUCAACAGAGAUUCCUUUGGACGAACAGGUGGGGGACGAUGAAGACGACGACGACGAGGAGGCGGCAGAAGAGGAGGGAACGCCCUGUUCGCCGCCGUGUGUGUUGGAGGAAGACGUCGCGGAGGAAGAUAAGGAGAAAGAGGACUCUCCCGACACAUAGCAGUUUUUGGACAGCACCUGAUUAACUGUUCUUCUUAGUAAUGACAGAUGAUUAUUUAUAGAAUAUUUUUGGGGUUUUGUGGAGUCUCUCUGUGUGUUUUUUUUAUACAUCUAUGUUUAUGGUUCCAAAGCGUUUGCUGCUCUCCACCUUGGCCACUCCUCCUGUCAGCUUUGUUCAGACACGCCCACUGGUACUUCAAGUUUUUUUGCACUCAGGAAGCUCCUUUCCAUUCCCAUUUGUACUGAAGUGGUGUGUCCUUAUUUCAAUUCUACACCGCCCCCCCCCCCCUUUACUAUCUUCAGUUUAGAACACGGAUGACAGUGCUCAGCGACGAUCACAUGAUUGAUAAUACCACAUUUAUUUUCUUUCCUGCACUUUGUCUCGGCCUUGCCUGAAAGUUUUAGCAGUGUUUUUUAUCAAGUGCCCAUGUCCUACUGAGACACUUACGGGUGUUUUCAAGGAGAAAUCUCCCCCUCGGUUACGUCGUUCUCCUCCUCACUACAAACGUUAUACUGUCGUUCUGCUGAAAGCCCUUUGGGACGUCACAGAGAUAAAAAGCUGCAGCACACUGGGGGAGCUUUUUCGAGACACAUCGCCAUCGAUGUGGUAGUCUUCCUUGAAAAAAAAAAAAAAACAGAAACGACUGACACAAAGCUCAAAUCCAAACAGCCAUCGAUGCUGUUUCCUAGACCUCUUUUCAUUUUCUUUUUUUAUUGUACUGUAUGUAAUAUUACAAAUAUUUUCUAGAAUUUACUUUGGCAAUUCCAGGGUUUUCUUUUGUUAGCGAAGGAAAAUGAAUCUCUUUGGAAACCAACGGGGAGAAAUGAGUAACUAUACUGUAUAGUCAGUGUUUUGAAGGGGGGUAUCUUUACUGCUGGGUUACAUUAAGAGUGUUCUGAGGUGUUUGCACUUGCUCCAAUAGCAUUUAUACUGCUAUCUCCAUGCCACUAUACUCAUAUUUGGUUUGUCCUGUGAGUGGAAAUUUAGACUUUCAUUUUAUUUAAAAUACCUAUUACAUUUACUGCAAGUUUUUCUCUGAGAGGGAAUAGAAUUCUACCGCCGUGCGUCUCAUGCUUUACUCUCACUGAAUUUGUGUAUGAUGUAGAUGGCGCCUUUCAAUUCUUUUAAUUUAUUUAUAUUUUUUUUAAUUAAUGUUGCCUGCAGUUCUUUUGAACACAUUGUCAGACAAUGCAACGCUUUGUAGUCGACAUAAAGAGCACCUUUUUCCUUUAUUUUUUUUACGCUUAAUUAGUGCUCAGUGUAUACAGAAAUAGUCAUGGUGUUUGGAAAAAAUACUGGGUGAUUUUAUACCAAUGUUAUGAAAGCCUUUAUUGUUGCCCCCCUCCCCCCCCCCCCACCCACCCACCUUUCUUUUGCACAUUAGGUGGACACACACACACACACACACACACACACACACAUCACCAACAGCUGCACACCAGCUCAUCUUCAACCACUUUGAGUUCAGUUUUCAUCCAAAUGGUAUUUACUUUCUCCAUCGCCACCUUAACCCGUUAACACAGAGCGUAUCGCAGCCGAUGUGUAGUUAUUACGGUAAUUUCACUCGCGCUGUCGCAGGAAGCCAGUGUUUUUGUCACCAGAGAAGUGAGAGGGUUGAGGAUUUUUUGGAGGGCUGUGGUGCCGGAAGUGACGUACUGAGGGCCGCAGCAACCAAAUGACUUUUUUGACUUGUUAUAUGGCCUUACCAGGUCAUCUUGGCCCUAACCCUUAACCUCACUUCUUCUCCAUACUUAACCCUAAACCCCUGCUCUUUCCUCUCGAAAUGUAGUUGUUUCUUGUACAUGAUAUACUUAGAAGCCAUCUCUUCUUCCACUUUUCUGAGAUUUCUCUCAAAGUCCUGUGUUGUAGUGAAAACUUCGGGACUUCUAGCUUGGGGAAUAGUUGGCGGCGCCGGCCCUCAGUGCGUCACUUCCGGCAUCACAGCCCUCCGAAAAAUCCUAAACCAGGAGAGAGUUGGAAAAAACACCUGUGCAUAGUUUCCAUUUUUUCUGGCCUGUUUGUGGUCACCGAGAC